Cavenderia fasciculata is the source of this 2574-nucleotide messenger RNA. RefSeq names its product NDT80/PhoG-like protein (gene rcdK). Bases 1 to 2574 code for a protein of 857 amino acids. Lineage: Eukaryota; Evosea; Eumycetozoa; Acytosteliales; Cavenderiaceae. The record is from RefSeq and is a predicted model, not a curated record. The transcript has 5 exons. Gene Ontology annotation, molecular function: sequence-specific DNA binding; DNA-binding transcription factor activity. Gene Ontology annotation, biological process: protein autoprocessing; positive regulation of DNA-templated transcription. Gene Ontology annotation, cellular component: nucleus; endoplasmic reticulum membrane.
AUGUCCCAUCAAAUAACUCAACUUGUAAAGCUGAAAGAUAUUUCCAUCACUGAUGGUUAUGGAUAUUUAUUUCAUUGUUACCUCGAUUUCAUCCGACAGAAGAAGAGACAAGAUUUAACUAGAAGAAGGAUGGACGGUGGAUAUAAUCAUCAACAACAACAACAACUUCAACAACAACAACAUCAACAACAGCAACAACAACAACAACAUGAAAUGGAGUAUCAACAACAACUUCAACAACAGCAGCAACAACAACAACAACAACCAAUUGGCAUGCCAGUUUUGAUACCAAAUACAUUAUCAAAUUCAUACAGUGCAUUCAACUCUAUUGACGAUGCAAGUACUAAAAAGAGAAAGGUAAAGAAUGAAGAUGGUACCUAUACUGAGAUCUCGGGUUUAUCACCAGGAAACUUGCAACAAUCAGGUUCCUCAUUCUUGCUCGACACCUUUCAACAACAGAUUCAACAACAACAAAUGUCAUUCCAAUUCCAACAAGGUGCUCAAGGCAACAACAACAACAACAAUAAUAACAACAACCCACCUUCAUCUCCACAAUCAUCUGGUACAUUUAUUACAAAUCAACAACAACCAAUUAUAAUGGAACCUAUUCAACAUCAACAACAACAACCUAUGCAACAACAACCAGGAGGAGGAUAUCAAAUGACAGGUAUACCAGUUAUAUCGGUUACAGGUGCAAUGGGAUCAGCUGGAAAUCAGACGACGAUUACUAGUGCCAAUUUACUUGGCAACUUGUCACCUAGAGGGACACAGGGAUCGUUACAGUCUUCACCCAACCAUUCACCAUGCCAUUCGCCAUUGUUACCAUCGAGUGAUGGUGCCUAUUUGACACUCAACUCUGAGAAUGAAAGUAGCGAUCCGCUGUCGCCACUCACUUCGUUUGGUGACCGUGACCCUCCCUUUCACUGGACACAGUACCAACAAGAGACGUGGUACAAGACACUCAACACCAACGGCGAGGAGAUGCCUACCCCACAACUACAAAUCAUCGCAUCCAAGGGAUUCUCCUACAUCAACAGCAGCUGGGUCUACUGUCGUCGUAACCACUUCCAGCUCGACAUUACUGCCAGCUACCCCAAGCCACCUCAGACAUUUGACAUGUUUGGUAAUAUCAGCGGCGGCGGUGCCGCUGCACCCGGUCAACCCGAGCAGGCACCUUCGUACCUCAUCAUCAACGGUCAAAAGACACCCAUCAACGGCUUGACACUCACCAUCAAGGGUAUCAAGAACCGUCCCGAGUUGACUCAACCAGAACUCGAGGUGGAAUUGUUCCAAACAAACUCAAAGCGUGAAAAGCAGGGUGAGCACACUCCCAAGGCAGUUGCUAUCCAAUUCGGCUCGCUCGUGUCGAUCCAGCGUUUGCACUUUAGAAAGGCGACGCAAAACAAUGCACGUCGUAACGGUCAACCCAACCCACACCAAGAGUACAACCAGUUGGUCGUGUCGUUGUGGGGUCGUUGUAUGGCACAAGAGUACUGUAUCGUGUCGUACGUGUCACCCGCAUUGAUUGUGCGUACCGCCAUCAACUCGCCAUCCGUGUCACCAGCUGCCACCGAUCUCCCAUUGUCGCCUGCACACGACCCCAACUACCCCUCCUCUCCCCUCCCCUUUGGCGAUAUCACCACACUACGUAUCCACUCGCCUGCUCACUCUCCACGUCUCUCACUCAAUGUCUCUGGCAAUAAUCUUACUCCACUUGGUUCAACCACCUCUACCACCAAUACUAACCAAUUAUUGAGCGCAAACAACAAUCAUAACAACAACAAUAAUCAGAAUCAAAAUAAUAUUACUAGUUUAUUGGGAGCACCAAAUCUCAAUACAAUGAAAUUUGGAUCGUGUGAGUGGACAAAGGGAGAGUCUGAUCGUUCCAUUAUCUAUCAUGGAAAAGUUGGUGUCAAUGUUGAUAAUCCCACCUUUGCUCUUUCUGUAAAUGGUACAAUCUAUGCAUCCGAAGGUGUCUAUCAUCCAUCUGAUCUUAGAAUCAAAUAUGAUCUUCACCAAGUAGACACUAGAACCAAUCUUAGAAAUGUAAAUAGUAUGAAAAUUUAUGAUUAUAAACUUCAUCCAGAAUGGGUUUAUAUGAAUGGUAUGGAUCCAUAUGAAAAUCAAGAUAGAGGUAUUAUUGCUCAAGAAUUAAAGGAAAUAUUACCAGAAUCAGUAAAAACAAUUGGAAAUAGAGUCAUUAAUGGUCGAGAGAUUGAUAAUUUAUUGGUUAUUAAAAAUAAUGCUUUAAUGUAUGAAAAUAUUGGCGCAACUCAAGAAUUAUCAAAACAAAUUGAUCAAUUAAAAGAAGAAUUGAUCAUUUGUAAACAAGUUAUUAAUUCUCUUGAACAAAAAAAAACUAAAAAGUGUACAUUAUUAACCAUUAUUUUAACUUUGGUGGUUGUAUUUUUAAUGGUAUAUGUAUUAUUUGGCGCUAAUUUUGGAAAUCAUCAUUCAUCCUCUAAAGGAUCAAAUCAUCAUGAUCAUGGUUAUGAUGAAUCAACAGCUCAAUAUAUUAAUCCUUAUCAAGCCCCUCCUCGUCAUCAUAGUAAUCAUAAAAGAAAAGAAGAUUAA